Bacillus rossius redtenbacheri is the source of this 1665-nucleotide messenger RNA. RefSeq lists its product as uncharacterized. Bases 43 to 630 code for a protein of 195 amino acids. The transcript has 5 exons. The record is from RefSeq and is a predicted model, not a curated record. Lineage: Eukaryota; Metazoa; Arthropoda; Insecta; Phasmatodea; Bacillidae.
GCGGGCGUCAAGAGAUAAGCCCGACGCGCCUCAGUGCUCGCGAUGGAAGCCGUCGUGCGCCGCGUGCUGCUGCUGGCGCUGGCUUCGAGGGCGGUCGCCGCCCAAGUAGCCUCCUCGGACGACCUGCUCAGAGCCAUGAGGAACCCUUGCAGCGACGACAGCGACUGCUACUGGCUGCUGGACUCGCGGUGCUCCACCGGCCUGUGCAAGUGCGACGAGGGGCUGGCGCCGGACUACAGCUCGGGGAGCAGCGCCUCCUGCGUCAGGCUGGCGGUGUACGCGGGCGAGCGCUGCAGCACGGACGCCAAGUGCCGCGGCCUGGGAGACAACGCGCGCUGCUUGCCCGACGCCACCGGCCAGGGACACUGCCUGUGCGACGCCAACCACCACUUCCUGCAGGGCAGGUGCUGGCGGAGCGUCGGCCUGGGCGGGCGCUGCACCGGCGACGUGGACUGCUACCUCAAGAGAGACGCGCACCGCGUGGCCUGCGUCAACUCCACGUGCAGCUGCAUCCCCGCCGGCUGGUUCUUCCCCAGCGAGGACCGCCUCUCCUGCGUGGACUCGGCUAGCGGCGUGGCAGUGACCGUGUCGCUGCUGCUGGUGGGCGUGGCGGCGGCUCUCUGGCGCUAGUGCGGGUGUCGCGCGCAUGCGCGGUGCGGCUCGGCCCGCGCCCGAACAUGUCCGAAGUUCACACGCUCACUCGUGCAACUUCGCGUUUGAAAAAAUAAGAAGGAACAAAAAUCGUGAGAUUUCAUGCGUUUUCACGAUUGCGGAAUAUUUUAAACGACGCUGGCAUAACUUAUUCAACCUUACGUUCAUGACGUGAAAAAACUUACAAACAACCCUUCCCCCCCCCCCCCCCUCCAUUUUCCUUCUCUCUGGGGAAAAAAAUCUAUCAAGAACGAAAUUGAUCGAGAAUGUUAGUUAUGUGACAUGCGUAACCUAACAUCAUUUUAAUCUUUGCAACAGAAAAAAAAAGUUUCGUGUACUUUAAGUACACGAGUCAUAAGUUCUACUUUCUUGGCGUAAUAGAAAACUAACUGUAAAUUUGCUUACUAAUAAUUUAUAGAAAUAGAUUUUUAAAAGGCCUCGAGUAAUAUUAUUUACACGGUUAGUAAAGUAUAAAUUCAAUCAAAAUAAUUUUUUUUUUCAAAAAUACAUUCUUAUAUUUAAGUGUAUAAAAUUAAUUAUUAAAUUUAGUGGACUAAUCGAGAUGAAUUAAUAACGAAACUCAAAAAAUAUCCUGAAUGUUUAUUCUAAUUUAUUAAUUAUAAUUAUUUAUGAAAAUAAUAAUGUAAAAAAACAAAAACAAGUUGUACGAAUGCGGAUCGUUGGCACUUCUGACUCAGGGUCAAUGAAUAGUUAGUCCCACCUACCCCCUUUUCGCUCCUCCCGCAUAGAGCCUGCUCUAGAUUGUUCCAGUGGCGACCGCGGGGAACUCCGGCUUCCGCGUUACCGACACCACGAUCCUGUCAAACCUCGUGACCGGACUGCGGUCUCCACUAGCGGAGUUUCCUUAUUCUCAACUGUUUGUUUUAAUAUACAUAUAUAUAUAUAAUUAUAUAUAUAAUUUUGAGCAAAAUAACUAUGCAAUUAGUAACCCAAAAAGUACUUAUUUAAUUUUAGACUUUUUUUUUAAACGGAAACGUCUGUAUGAAGGGUAUG